Molecule: messenger RNA, 2366 nt
Organism: Lampris incognitus (smalleye Pacific opah)
Lineage: Eukaryota; Metazoa; Chordata; Actinopteri; Lampriformes; Lampridae
Gene: rab14
Product: RAB14, member RAS oncogene family
Exons: 8
Coding region: 134-781 (215 amino acids)
Biological process (GO): defense response to bacterium; phagosome maturation; endocytic recycling
Cellular component (GO): Golgi apparatus; recycling endosome; phagocytic vesicle
Molecular function (GO): GTP binding; GTPase activity
Source: RefSeq, a predicted model, not a curated record
CGCGGAAGUGGGGAAGGUUUCCUGACGAUUCACCAGGCUAAGUGGCUAAGCUAACACACCUGGCCGCAUAACAGCGUCACCGGCAAGCUGCGACUGCAGACAGCGAGCAGAACUCGAGAAAAACAGGACCAAGAUGACGGCCGCUCCUUACAACUACUCCUACAUCUUCAAAUACAUCAUCAUCGGUGAUAUGGGAGUAGGGAAGUCUUGUCUCCUCCACCAGUUCACAGAGAAGAAAUUCAUGGCAGACUGCCCCCACACCAUCGGGGUGGAAUUUGGGACGCGGAUCAUGGAGGUUCAUGGUCAGAAGGUGAAGCUGCAGAUUUGGGACACAGCGGGUCAGGAGCGCUUCAGGGCCGUCACCCGUUCCUACUACAGAGGUGCUGCUGGAGCCCUCAUGGUCUAUGACAUCACAAGGAGGAGUACCUAUAACCAUCUGAGCAGCUGGCUAACUGAUGCCAGGAACCUGACCAACCCAAACACAGUGAUCAUUCUUAUUGGAAACAAGGCAGACCUGGAGGCGCAGAGAGACGUUACAUACGAGGAGGCAAAACAGUUUGCUGAUGAGAAUGGUCUGCUGUUCUUAGAGGCUAGCGCCAAGACUGGGGAGAACGUAGAGGAAGCCUUCCUGGAAGCUGCCAAGAGAAUCUACCAGAACAUCCAGGAUGGCAGUCUGGAUCUGAACGCUGCCGAGUCUGGAGUCCAGCAUAAACCCUCAGCCCCGCAGGGAGGACGCCUCAACUCCGACUCACAGCCGGCCAAGGAGGGCUGCAGCUGUUAGACACAGACACACACACAGACACAGACACACAGACACAGACACACACACACAGACACACACACACACACACACACACACACACACGCAUAUACAAACAGCUUUGGACACACUCACAGAUGCAUGCUGACUCUAUGGCACACACACACACAGGUGCAGACACAGGAACAUGGAACUACACACUCACACACAGACACAUACAUCACUGUAACUCAGCUCUGACCCGCUAGACUUUUUUAAGCAAUUUUAAUUGAUAUUAAGUUAUUGAUUGUUGAAGUAAAGAUUAAUUCUUGACCAAUUAAGAGAUUAAGCAGACCAGGAUCCAAACCACUGUAUUGUUGAGGAAGGUGACGAUGAGGAUGAGUAUUGACUUAACAAAACUCAUGAUUUAUAUACUGUUACCCACAAUCCUUUGCUGUCCCAUGAUGGCACAGCGCUCCCUGGUGGCCAUUUUGCAUCCCUCAUAGUCAGUGUUCAGUGUGGGGAAGAAAUAACCUUUCUAAGGUGGAAGAGGUGUGUGUGUGUGUGUGUGUGUGUGUGUGUGUGUGUGUGUGUGUGUGUGUGUGUGUGUGUGUGUGUGUGUGUGUGUAUGUGUGUUGGGAUGUUCAGUACUCUGAACAUCCCAUGUCAUCCCAUCCUAUAACCAUUUCAUCUGAUUUAAAGAGGAAGUGAUGUCGUGGUCGUGUGUCUGUUCCUUGGUACCCCGGAGCUGCAGGACGCCAGCAUCCGACUCUGCAGAUGCUUCUCCAGCAGCUGAUCUGCAUCCAGGCCGGUUGUGAUUCCAGCGUUAGUCUCCCAUGAUGCAUUCCACAGCUUAGUGACAUCACAACACCAUACCACUGUCUUCACAUAAAGAGACGAUUUAAAACGAGUCACCAGAGUCUGGCGGGUGUUAAGAACUUGUUCUGUUCUCCUGGAAGCAGCCGUCUGGAGGCGCUUCUGUUCUGUUCUGGUUGGACUCGCUGUGUUUUCUGGGUUCUGGGGUUCAUUUCUGUGUACAUAAAUGCUCAUCAAUGAGGUGGGGUUGAGUUUGUUGUUGUAUAAAAUCCUGUUCAUAUGAUUGUGAAUACACAGACUUGGUCAUGUGAUCCAGCUGAAACUUUGACAGACAGCAGUCUUCUCCAAUCACGGCACUAGAUUAGUUAAUGAAGCCUCGCCCUCACUCUGGGACAAGGCUGUGUUAUUCUCAGUGUGUGUGUGUGUGCUGUCCGUGUGUGUGUGUAUGCUCUUUCAUGCAUGUUGAAACACGAGUGACGUCCGUACACACACACACACACACACACACACACACACACAUUGACAGUCCCACGCUGUGUGUGUGGAUGCUCCGCCGCCUCCUCUGGCCUCCUGCUGUAUCUCUGCUCUGUAUAUUUAACUCUUUCUUUUCUCACGUGUGUUUCCUGUAAAGAAAACGUAACGACUGGCUUCUUCUGAUUCUUUGAUAUUUAUAUUCUAAACCGAUCUGUACGGAUUCUCCUCAGCUGGGUCUUUCAUUGUACAAUCAGGAGAAGUCAGCUCAUGAUGGGGUUUGUAAAUAAAGUAUAUAUAUAUAUAUAUAUAUAUACAUAUAUAUAUAUAUAUAAAAAUA